GCGGGGUUCCUCCUCACGUACUCCGUGUAGCGCUCAUAAAUGCGACCCACUCUGUCCAGCCACUCCUUAGCGGGAGACAUUUUCCUGACCGGCCGGUCGUAGAAGAGAGGACAGGGUCUUUUCUGAGGCUCCAAGCCCACUUUUUCGGAUGUAAACAAACUUCCGCUUGUUGUGGACCGUCAGUCAAUAGCGUCCCCCUCGCUACCAGGUCCGCUCGCGUUCGUUCCGGGUCCGUCCUCUUCCGGGCACGUUCUUGUUGCAUCAGCAUCUGCCGGUUAGCUCUGUGGUCAUGUCGAGCUCAGGAGACACAGCUUUUGAAUUUGGCUUCUUGCUGCAGAUCAGGGAGGAAGCUGCGCUGGCAGCGGCCCUGAAUGACUACCUCAGCUGUCGCAGCUACCUGGCUGGCUUCAGCCCCUCCCAGGCAGACCUGAAAGCCUUUAGGCUCCUCCGCAGGCCCCCCGAGCCGCAGCAUGUCCACGCUCUGCGCUGGUACAGACACAUUCAGCUGCAGCCGGAGCUGAGCGCAGGCGCAGACGCAGACAGCAGCACCAAAGGGAAGCGGCUUCAGCCCUCAUGGUCUCCACCAGCAGGGGGCGAUGUUCCCCAGCUUCGCCUCUACAACAGCCUGACCAGAGCUAAGGAGCCGUUCUUUCCUCAGAAAGGGAACAAAGUGACGUGGUACUGCUGUGGACCCACAGUGUACGACGCCUCACACAUGGGACACGCCAGGUCCUACAUUUCAUUCGAUAUCCUCCGGAGGAUCCUGAGGGAUUACUUCAAGUAUGAUGUCUUCUACUGCAUGAACAUCACAGACAUAGAUGAUAAGAUCAUCAAAAGGGCCCGGCAGAACCACCUACUGGAACAGUACCAGAAGAAGAAACCAGCUGCAGCUCAGAUCCUGCAGGACGUCCUCAGUGCCAGAGGGCCCUUUCAGGAAAAACUGGCCUCCACGACAGAUCCAGAUAAGAAGCAGAUGCUGGAGCGGCUGGACGCCGCCGUGACCUCGGCCCUGCAGCCGCUGCAGGCGGCCGUGGAGCACAGAGCUGCAGACGGAGAGCUGCAGCCGCUGGCUCAGGCAUUGCUGGAGAACUCCAAGGAUCUGCUGGCCGAGUGGUUAGAUCAACAGUUUGGAAGUCAGGUCACGGAUAAUUCCAUCUUCUCCAGCCUUCCUAACUACUGGGAGGGGGAGUAUCACAAAGACAUGGAAGCUCUAAACGUUCUUCCUCCGGAUGUCCUCACGCGGGUCAGCGAAUACGUCCCUGAGAUUGUGGAGUUUGUGAAGACCAUCGUCUCCAACGGUUACGGGUACGAGUCCAACGGUUCCGUUUACUUUGACACGGCGAAGUUUGAAGCCAGUCCUCAGCACUCGUACGCCAAGCUGGUUCCAGAGGCGGUGGGGGAUCAGAAAGCUUUACAGGAAGGAGAAGGCGACUUGAGCAUCUCUGCUGACCGGCUCACUGAGAAGAAGUCUCAGAACGACUUUGCUCUGUGGAAAGCCUCCAAACCCGGUGAACCGUCCUGGGACUCUCCGUGGGGAAAGGGGCGGCCGGGGUGGCACAUCGAGUGCUCGGCCAUGGCCGGAUCCAUUCUGGGGGAGUCGAUGGACAUCCACGGCGGGGGUUUUGACCUGCGCUUCCCUCAUCAUGACAACGAGCUGGCUCAGUCUGAGGCUUACUUUGAGAACGACCACUGGGUGCGUUACUUCCUGCACACAGGUCACCUGACCAUCGCAGGCUGCAAGAUGUCCAAGUCUCUGAAGAACUUCAUCACCAUAAAGGAGGCUUUAGCCAAGAACUCAGCUCGUCAGCUCCGUCUGGCUUUUUUGAUGCAUUCCUGGAAAGACACCCUGGACUACUCCUCCAACACGAUGGAGUCGGCCAUCCAGUACGAGAAGUUCAUGAACGAGUUCUUCCUGAAUGUGAAGGACAUCCUCCGCGCUCCGACCGACCUCACGGGUCGCUUCGAGAAGUGGGAGGCAGCGGAGGUGGAGCUCAACAACAGUUUCUGCAGCAGGAAGUCCGCCGUCCACCAGGCUCUGUGCGAUAACGUGGACACCCGCAGCGCCAUGGAGGAGAUGAGGGUGCUGGUCAGCCACAGCAACAGCUACAUCGCCGGCAGGAAGGCCGCCAAGCUGAGGCCCAACCGCACGCUGCUGGAGAGCAUCGCCGCCUACCUCACCAACAUGCUGAGGAUUUUCGGUGCUAUUGAAGGAUCUGAAACCAUCGGGUUUCCUGUUGGAGGACAAGCUCAGAGUGUUGAUCUGGAAAGCGCGGUGAUGCCAUACCUCAGCGUUCUGUCUGACUUCAGAGAGAAGGUCCGAAAAAUCGCCCGAGAGCAGAAAGUAACGGAGCUGCUGCAGCUCUGCGACAUCGUCCGCGACGACACGCUACCAGAACUGGGGGUCCGGCUGGAGGAUCAUGAGGGUCUCCCCACUGUAGUGAAGCUGGUGGACAGAGAGACAUUACUGAAAGAGAAGGAGGAGAAGAAAAAGAUGGAAGAAGAAAAGAAAAGAAAAAAAGAAGAAGCUGCCCGGAAAAAACAGGAGCAGGAGAUGGCUAAACUGGCUAAGAUGAAGAUCCCUCCAUGUGACAUGUUCCGCUCUGAAACCGACAAAUACUCUCAAUUUGAUGAAACUGGUUUUCCCACUCAUGAUGCUGAAGGGAAAGAGCUGAGCAAAGGACAAGCCAAAAAGCUGCGGAAGCUCUACGAGGCUCAGGAAAAGCUGCACAGCGAGUAUCUUCAGAGGAACCAGAACGGCGACUGAGUUCAGCCACAGAAUGUCAGUGCCUUCCGCGCUGCACCAACAGCCACAGAAUAAAUGUUAGUAGAUGUCGCUCCAUCUGUUGGUUUUGUUUGGAUCGGGUCUUUCCAGGGUUUUGAAGUGAAACUGAAUCAACUGACUUUUUUUAAAUGGAGAAAAAUCAGGACUGAAGGAGAAACUUCGUUUCAAUGUCUCUGCAUACCAUGGGUCAGAACUCCUGCUUUUCUCUUCAUUGCAUUCACAUUUUGAUUUGGAGGUUUUCAUUGCAGCGGUCUGCUGUUGUGAGACUGGAUGCAGAAGAAACUAGCUCCCACCAUUGAUUUCUACCAUGCAUGACUUAAAUUUGUUGUUUGAGGAUGUGCCGUUGGGAGUUGGGAAGAGCCGGGCUGCUCUUCUCACUUCCCAAAAUAAUCUGAUUCCAUCAUCAGUUUGACAACAGGUUUUGUUGCAUUUAAUUCUUCUUUUUGUUCAUUUUGAACAUUUAUUUUUUUAUACAACACUUUAAAAGUUCUGAUUUCUUGACUUCUUGUGAGGAACAUAAGACUAACUUGCAGACUGUUGGCAAUUUAUUUCAACACCAGAGAAAUAUUCAAGUUACGUCAGUUUGAAGCUGGCAGGCAGGAGGACCCAGAGGCUGAACUGAUGCUCCUUCCUGUUGAUUCUACAGGACACAAACACUUUCCAUGCGUUUGCAUCCAUUUUGAUCCAUUCCCUAUUUCUGACAGUAUCUUAUAAACUUUACAUUUAAAAAGACAAGCUGUUCCCUUCAAGCUGUGGUUCUUUAACACACAAAUGCCUCCAUGUUACCAGAAAUGUCAAACAGAAGAGACGGUUCUGAUGUGUGGAGGAAUUUUUUUAGGCAUCUGUUUCUAAACUUAUCAGGACAUUUAACUUGAAUCCUACAAGAAGAGGAUUCUUCUCACAUCCUGCCGUCCAAUAAGGUUUUGUACUUUUUGUACAGUUUGGUUUCAAACCUGUGGUGAUGCGUUCAGAAGGCUGCAGCCUUUUUCCUUUGGAAGAUCUGACGAUGGAGCAGACAGACGACAGUCUGUGCUUCCACUGUUGGAGUUCGCGUUGAUGCAAGGAACGCCUCAUGUAAUUAUGUUUGAUUGAUGCUUUAAGGGAAG
Molecule: messenger RNA, 3888 nt
Organism: Oryzias melastigma (Indian medaka)
Lineage: Eukaryota; Metazoa; Chordata; Actinopteri; Beloniformes; Adrianichthyidae
Gene: cars1
Product: cysteinyl-tRNA synthetase 1
Exons: 23
Coding region: 290-2764 (824 amino acids)
Biological process (GO): cysteinyl-tRNA aminoacylation
Cellular component (GO): cytoplasm
Molecular function (GO): cysteine-tRNA ligase activity; ATP binding
Source: RefSeq, a predicted model, not a curated record